CAGCUGAUGAAAAGUGAUUAAGACGCGAAAAAGGAUUGCAGUUUCAAAAAUUGUAUAUUAAGCGUAAAUUUUACGAAAUUUUCAUCAAAUUCUCUUAAGUACUUGGCGCUUUUAGAUGAAUUGCACAAAGUUGAUAAAAAGUGAUAAAACAUAAAAAUUUUGCAUAACUAAAGAGUAAUUAUAAACAAACUAUCUAAAAUGAGUUUUCAUAGUUGGCUAUUACGGCGUGAAAAUGGUCUCCUACGUAGUCAAGCUGAUCAAGACUUUAUCAUGCCACAAGUUUACCAAUCUAUGCGUCCUUUAUAUCAGUGGAAUGACAAAUAUAGCAAACCUAAUAGCGAAACAUUAAAUGUUGGUGGCGUGUUCAAUAUGGAGUUCUCUCCGGAAGGGGGCUUGUUGGUUGCUGCUUGUGAAAGAAAGGCUAUAGUAUUGUUUGAUGUAGUCAGCAGACAGACCACUCAACGAAUAAUGGACGCGCAUACGUCAAACGUAAACUGCAUCAGAUUCCUUAAUAGUCGGCACUUCGCAACUUGCUCAGAUGAUACUACAGUUGCUUUAUGGGAUUUGCGAUUCUUAAAAACUAAAAUGCGCAGCCUCCAAGGACACUCAAAUUGGGUGAAAAGUAUAGAGUACUCGAAAAAGGAUAACUUGCUAGUAACAUCAGCGUUUGAUGGAAGUAUAUUUACAUGGGAUAUAAAUUCAUAUACUGAACAAGGACUUAUAUACCAAAAAGUUUUUCAUACAAGUGGCUUAAUGAGAUGUCGGAUAACCCCUGAUGGCUCAAAACUUGUAUUGUGUACAACAGGCGGCUAUAUAAUGACCAUACAUGAUUUAGACUUAACAACUUUACACAAAGAUUUGUGUGGUUUUCGACCAAUUAUAUAUAGACUAAUGCAAAUGGGAAAACAGUAUAUACCUCAAGCAGCCAAAUUCGAUCACGUGUUUUCUAAAAAACAGAAAAAGAAUAGAGUGGAACUUGUUACAGAUUUCCCAAAAGAUAAUGAUGCUGAAGUUAUACUCGCUUUAGAGGUCCAUCCCAAGGGACACUGUUUCCUUAGUCGAAAUAUAAGUUAUGAUGGUCUUACGGAAUGGUUGACAGUGCAUGAUAUGGAAGAGGAGUCAGAUGAUGUAACUGAGAGCAUAAAGAAACGAACUAAUGACAUUAAUAAACGAAAACGGAAGCGUGAACCUGAUACAGAUAAAGAUGAUAAUGAAACUGAAUCAAGUCAAACUGCAGCUGGAAGAAGUGAAACAAACGAUGAUGUAGUUUUUAGUAUUAACCGUAGAACACGCGGUAAUAGAUUACCAACUCAGUCCCGUGGGUCAGAAGAUUCACCGGCAGUCAUGCCCUUUGACCAGUUUAUAGCUCGUAAUGCAGGUACACCAUCGGGAAGUGCUGGUGCUGGUAAUGCAGAUAAUAGUUCGAACAGUAAUAAUAAUGCAGCAAAUACAUUUGUCCCAGAUAUUUGGGCGGCCGAGGUAACUAUGCAAGAUCGUGCUUCACGACAGAACCGAGAUAGAGAAACCAACUCGACGAAUGUCUACAACUUUGUUUAUGCUAUUAGCAGCGGAGUGUUGCCUGCUGGUGGAUUAAACAGUGCAUCGUCAUCAACACUGCCUAUGUCUAGAAAUUCGGGAUUUCGAUUUAUUCGAGGAUUUGAAACACGCGAAAGCAGUGAUGAUAGUGGUUCUUCAAGUGAUGAAUCGACUCCUCGCAUUAAUUCGUCAAAUGUAGCUCAUCACCUACCAACCGAAAUAUCACCAGCAACUCCAAGAGCAUCUGGUAACCAGUCUGAAGGAAAAAUCUUCCAAAACCCCAAAAAGUUGACAUACUAUAUUAAGGAAUUGAACAAGGAAAAAACAUUCAUAAAGGAACCUUGCUUUUCAUCUGAUGGUCGUAUUAUUUGCUCACCAUAUGCAACAGGGGUACGACUACUCGGAUUCUCUAAAGAUUGCUCAGUUUAUCCACAUCACAGCAAUUACUCCAGUUCAAAAAGACAGGCUCAGCCAUUGUCAGAGAUUAAGAUAAUUCGAGCUCAUUCUGAUAUAGUUUUGAGUACAAGAUUUAGUCCCCGUGAACCACUACUGGUCGCAGGUUGUCGUAGUGGUAAAAUAGUUUGGUACCAACCAAAUCUGUGAACCGUGAAAUAAAACAUAAACAAUAAAAUGUAAAAUAAAAAUAUAACAAAUUAAAAUGAGGUGAUUCGUAUUAA
Messenger RNA from Bactrocera tryoni, 2213 nucleotides. Its product is annotated as DDB1- and CUL4-associated factor 10 homolog. The transcript has 5 exons. The coding region runs from base 199 to 2139 and encodes 646 amino acids. Gene Ontology annotation, molecular function: protein binding. Gene Ontology annotation, cellular component: Cul4-RING E3 ubiquitin ligase complex. The record is from RefSeq and is a predicted model, not a curated record. Lineage: Eukaryota; Metazoa; Arthropoda; Insecta; Diptera; Tephritidae.